AAGAUAGUUUCACUACUGAGACUUGAGAGCAUAUUCUACUACCACACCUGAGCUUAGAAUCUUGCCUUCUCCUCACAUUUUCAUUUUUUGAUAUUCAAGAAAUCUUACGUUAUUUCCAUUUCCUAAUAAAUUAGAGAUCGACAGGGAAGAGACAGUGCUCCGGGACACAAGCCACUUCAAGGGUGAAGUUUUUAUAAGAAUGAAGCCAUGCAUGACGAAUCUAAGACAAAUGAUUCAACCAAUGUUGAAUUUCCAAAGGAUAUCCGCCGGUUUAAACAUGGUCGACGUUCCGUUUUUCCGGCCCAAAGACAAGGUUGUUUUCAUCAUGGGAGCCACCGGAACAGGCAAAUCUCGUCUCGCCAUCGACCUUGCAACUCGUUUUCCGGCUGAGAUCGUAAACUCUGACAAGAUCCAAGUCUAUAAAGGUUUAGACAUCGUCACCAACAAAGUCACUCCAGAGGAAAGCCUUGGCGUUCCUCACCACCUCCUCGGCACCGUGGAAAACACUCACGAGGAUUUCGCGGCGGAGGAUUACCAGCGUGAAGCACUCAGAGCAGUUAAAUCAAUCGUAGAGAGAAACCGUGUCCCGAUCAUAGCUGGUGGUUCUAAUUCUUACAUUGAGGCUUUAGUCAACAAUUGCGUUGACUUCCGAUUAAGGUACAAAUGUUGCUUCUUGUGGGUUGAUGUUGAUAGACCGGUUUUGAACUCAUUUGUCUCGGACCGGGUAGAUAAGAUGGUCGAGAUGGGACUCGUCGACGAGGUUCGCCGCAUCUUCGAUCCCUCGUCAUCAGAUUACUCCGCCGGGAUCCGCCGGGCAAUCGGAGUUCCAGAGCUGGACGAAUUUCUCCGAGCGGAGCUGUGUACUUAUCCGGCGGAGACGACGGAGAAGCUUCUUGAGACGGCGAUCAAGAAAAUCAAGGAGAACAACUGUUUGCUUGCAUGUCGGCAAUAUCAGAAGAUUAAGAGGCUUUACAAGCAGUGGAAGUGGAACAUGCGCCGUAUCGAUGCGACGGAGGUUUUCCUCCGGCGAGGGGAAGAAGCCGACGAGGCUUGGGAGAACAUGGUGGCUCGACCUAGCGCACUCGCCGUCGACAGGUUUCUUAAUUACAGCAACGAUCACCAUUUGGAAGGGGACGAUAUUCUAUUACCGGAGAUCUCCGCUGUUCCGCCGCUUCCAGCCGCCGUGGCAGCGAUUUCGCGGUAAAAAAAUAUAUAACAGGAAAUGAAGCAAUGGAUAUGGUGUGGAAAAAAGGACUAUUAUAUGCCACGUGGCGAGAUUGUUGGAAAGGUCUAGAGCUAUGACAAUGCCACGUGGUUAUAUUGGUCUUUGUCGGAGAAGAUGAUCUUUUAUUACAUAAAGUGUGUGUGUUACGGUUAAACGGAAUCAGUUUUGAGGGACCUAAAGUGCACGCGCGGGGCGGAUGCUGACGGGUUCUCCUUUUGUUCCGGUAUACUAGUACUUAGCUACGAUGUAGUGCGGAAUAGUGUACGAUUAUACGGUGGAUAGUCAGUUAGAACAUGAUUAACCCGGAAAUUUUAGA
This is a messenger RNA of Brassica oleracea var. oleracea, 1541 nucleotides long. RefSeq names its product adenylate isopentenyltransferase 5, chloroplastic. Lineage: Eukaryota; Viridiplantae; Streptophyta; Magnoliopsida; Brassicales; Brassicaceae. The transcript has 2 exons. Gene Ontology annotation, molecular function: tRNA dimethylallyltransferase activity. Bases 200 to 1204 code for a protein of 334 amino acids. Gene Ontology annotation, cellular component: mitochondrion. The record is from RefSeq and is a predicted model, not a curated record. Gene Ontology annotation, biological process: tRNA modification; cytokinin biosynthetic process.